CUCCUGCCUCCAUUUUGUACCGACUGCGGGAUUUCCGGGAUUCCAUUGAACUGGGUUCGCUGAAGCCCAGCGGUCUGUCGUGAAACAACAUCGCCCCAAUUCACAGGGCAGCAAUGUUAAUGUCAACAAGCGAUAAGGUUCUGUAAAUCUUUGCCUUUCGUGCUUUCAUUUCUCGCCGUGGACGGUUUGUAACAACUUUAGAGAGUUGGCAGAAACCAGCCGUCAAUAUGACAGCGCACCACUGUAAGCUCUCGCCCGACUAACUUAACGUUAGUUAACUAACUUUCCCGUGUUUAUUCGGUGACCGGAUAGGCAGAAGAAGAUCAUCGGCUGAAGAACAGACGGUUACUGUGUGACAUUAAUGUUGUUUGGGAUAAGAUAUCAGUCACAUCGCGACCGACAGAGUUCUGUGAGGAUAAGUUCUGAAGAUUGAGAAGACUGUUGUCGUUUUUGAAGGUUUGCCAGGAUGCCUAUUCCUCCUCCUCCCCCUCCGCCUGGACCUCCACCACCCCCCACCUUCAGCCAGGCAAACACGACCGCUCCAAAACUGAACAGAGAUGAAGCAAAAGGAAGAGGUGCUCUUCUGUCAGACAUCUGUAAAGGUGCCAAACUGAAGAAGACGACCGGGGUCAAUGACAGAAGUGCACCUGUUAUUGAAAAGGCUGGAGGUCGAAGUGGCGGAGGAGGAGGUGGAGGCGGCGGUGGCAGUAGUGGUGGUGGUGGUGGUGGAGGAGGAGGAGGUGGUUUUGGAGGUAGCUCUGGUCCAAAGGCCAUGGGAGGGUUGUUCAGUGGAGGAGUGCCUAAAUUACGACCCGUCGGUGACAGCUCUGUAGGACGAUCAGCUUUGCGUCCACCUGGCUCUCGCCCUGCAGUACCUCGAGGUCUGAGUAAUUCUGAAGUGGACGGCUCCAGUCGUGGUGAUGGAAGUCGCACCUCACCUCCCGAACAGCAGCGAAAUCAUCGUCCCUCACUUCCAGACGUCUCCAAACCAUCGGUUCCAAGCAGUUCUUCAAAACCCACCAACUCCGCUCCUCCUCCACCUCCACCCUUCAAUCGCGCUGGCAAUCGCGGACCCUCUUCAGCUCAACAGGGCUCUGGGCAGAGCCGUGACAAACCCUUUCCACCACCACCACCACCUGUAAGCAAAGGGCCUCCUCCUCCACCUUCACCUGCUCGUGAGGGGACUCCUAGACAUCCUCCCCUUUCAUCUCGCUCCUCUUCAUCAUCUUCAAUUUCCUCUGGAAAUGCACCUCCACCACCUCCACCUUAUCGUCAGCCACCUGCUGCAAAUGGUGACCCAGCCCCGGAGUUGCCACAGAGGCGAAACUCGCUUAACAGAAGAGGCCAUGGUAAUGCUAAUGCCCGUAGCCAAGCUCCACCUCCUCCACCACCUUCCCAGCAGAACAGACGCCCCCCUCCACCAGCACGUGAUCCAGUGGGACGCAGCACAGCUCCUCAGGUUCCUCCUCCUAUAUCUCGUAAUGGUAUUCGGGAAACACCACCUCCUCCGCCUCCUUACCGCGGUGGCCCACAGACCUCCUCUGAGCCCCCGAGUCGUUCGAAGGCUCCUCCUCUGUCCUCUUCUGGACGUCAGUCUUCUGGACAUGCGCCUCCUCCACCUCCACCUCUCCGCAAUGGACACACGUCUUCCGCCUCAAGAUCCUUUGCUGAUGAUUUUGAGUCCAAGUAUGAUUUCCACCCAAUAGAGGAUUUUCCUCCACCUGAAGAAUACAGAAACUUCCCGAAGAGCUAUCCCAGCCACAACCACAACAACAGAGUGCGAGGUGCUCCUCCAGCUCCUCCAGUUGGAGGAAGAUGAAGAGAAUUCAGUGAAGAGGAGGACCAAAAGAAACGGAAAUACGUACACGCCGUAUACGGUAUAUAUUUAUGUGUGUGUAUGUACAUACACACAUUACACAUACAGAUGCAUCAAAUAAUGUGACAUCUUUUUAGAAAAACACUACAAAUACCAACACGAUCUCAGAUCCAAACCACUCCAGAAUGCUGUACCUCUAGAUCUGAAAACACUGUGCAAUAUUUCUCCUGCUGCCCAUGAAAAAGAAAAAGCACCUUUUAAUGUUGUGUCUGACGGAAAACAGCACAGAAAAGAGACCAAGGCAGAGCAGAAAACUCCAGUUACCAUGAAGCUAGAUGUGUACAGUCUACGUUUCCGUAAAGCAACCAAAGUUUUGUUUUUAAUUCAGUGAGAAAGUGUGUAGCACUUGUAGAUUAACCAUGCCUAUGCAUAUCAGACGCAGAGUCUGUAUUUCUCUGGACAAUCCUUUUAUUCUCACUUUUUAUUCUUUUUCUUUUAUAAUCAAUGAGGAAUGACUUUAAAUUCUGAAUGUUUGUUUACACUACAAGGGCCAUAAAACAACCUUGUUGCUUGUUCAGUUCAAGGUUGUGUGUUUUCCUGAUUAUUCUAUAAAAUCAGACUACAACAGCCAAGUUUUAAACUGGCUUUUUAAACUUUUUUUAAACUAUUUUCAUUUUUUGGCUCCGUUAAAUUGAAAGCAAAUUGACCAAAUUAACACUAAGUGCCAGCAGAUCCAUUUUGAAAUGGUGCACACACUUCCUCUUGCUGGGUACCAAUGCUUCUGGGUCAUUGCUCUCCCGUCGGUUUUGUUUUAAACCUAAGCCAAAUUUUAGGAAAUGCAUUCCAAUGGAUUUUUGUAUAAACACACUACAGAUGCUUUUUCAAACGGGCCUGUAUUAAUUUUAUUACGUUGUAUUAUAUGUUAUUAAGUGACCUAGUGUGUUCAUAAUGUUCAGGCACUUCUGAAAGAAGCUAUUAUUGGGAAUUGGUGACCAAUCAUUCUGACUUGUAAAAGUCAUUUUAUUUGUUUCUUUAAAUAUGUGUCAGUAUAAUUCUGAAAUAAAAUGUGGUAAUGGGUAA
Molecule: messenger RNA, 2896 nt
Organism: Danio rerio (zebrafish)
Lineage: Eukaryota; Metazoa; Chordata; Actinopteri; Cypriniformes; Danionidae
Source: RefSeq, a predicted model, not a curated record